UCCGCCACCCUCGGCACCCACCCGCCCCCGACGUGGGGUCCAAGCCCCCGGGAAGAUGGUGUCCUGGAUCAUCUCCAGAGCCGUGGUGUUGGUGUUUGGAAUGCUUUAUCCUGCAUAUUAUUCAUACAAAGCUGUGAAAACGAAAAACGUGAAGGAAUAUGUUCGAUGGAUGAUGUACUGGAUCGUCUUUGCCCUGUAUACUGUAAUUGAAACAGUGGCAGAUCAAACAGUCGCUUGGUUCCCCCUCUACUAUGAGCUUAAGAUUGCUUUUGUCAUAUGGCUACUCUCUCCUUAUACCAGAGGAGCAAGUUUAAUAUACAGAAAAUUCCUUCAUCCACUACUUUCUUCAAAGGAAAGGGAAAUUGACGAUUAUAUUGUCCAAGCAAAAGAACGAGGCUAUGAAACUAUGGUAAACUUUGGGCGGCAAGGUUUAAAUUUAGCAGCUACUGCUGCCGUCACUGCAGCAGUGAAGAGCCAAGGAGCAAUAACUGAACGUUUGCGAAGUUUCAGUAUGCAUGACCUAACAGCCAUUCAAGGUGAUGAGCCUGUGGGACAAAGACCGUACCAACCUCUCCCAGAAACAAAAAAGAAAAGUAAACCAGGCUCCGGUGAAGCAGCAGGUUACGGAAUCCCACUGAGAGAUGGGGAUGAGAAAACAGACGAAGAAGCAGAAGGGCCAUAUUCAGAUGACGAGAUGUUAACACACAAAGGGCUACGAAGAUCACAAAGCAUGAAAUCUGUGAAAACCGUGAAAGGCCGAAAAGAGGUGCGGUAUGGGUCACUAAAAUACAAAGUAAAGAAGAGACCACAAGUGUAUUUUUAGCCAUGUGCACAUCAAGUAUCCCACGUCAAAUUAUGCUAAUACAUCAACUUGUUUUUCUAACAUCAUAU
Budorcas taxicolor (takin) is the source of this 891-nucleotide messenger RNA. It is a transcript of the gene REEP3, whose product is annotated as receptor accessory protein 3. Gene Ontology annotation, cellular component: endoplasmic reticulum tubular network; endoplasmic reticulum membrane; cytoplasmic microtubule. NCBI's taxonomy places the organism in Eukaryota, Metazoa, Chordata, Mammalia, Artiodactyla, Bovidae. The coding region runs from base 56 to 823 and encodes 255 amino acids. The record is from RefSeq and is a predicted model, not a curated record. Gene Ontology annotation, molecular function: microtubule binding. Gene Ontology annotation, biological process: endoplasmic reticulum tubular network organization. The transcript is spliced from 8 exons.